Messenger RNA from Chionomys nivalis (European snow vole), 515 nucleotides. RefSeq names its product cortistatin (gene Cort). Gene Ontology annotation, cellular component: extracellular region. The transcript has 2 exons. The record is from RefSeq and is a predicted model, not a curated record. Gene Ontology annotation, molecular function: neuropeptide hormone activity. Lineage: Eukaryota; Metazoa; Chordata; Mammalia; Rodentia; Cricetidae. Gene Ontology annotation, biological process: regulation of cell migration. Bases 163 to 492 code for a protein of 109 amino acids.
ACUGAUUGCUCCGGCUUGUGCGUCACGGCACGAGUGGAGAGGCAUGCAAGUUUUCAGUGGACGUGUGCAGGCCCCAAAACAGCUGGCACGGGAGCUUAAAAUACCAGGGCUCCAGAGAAAGACCCCAUCCGCAGCGCACUGACCUGCAGACAGCCCAAGAGGAUGUGUGGCUGCCGAGCCAGAGGCCAGUGGCUGUCGGCCUUCGGGCUGCUGCUGCUGCGGGGGGGGGCUGUGGCCACUGCCCUUCCGCUGGAGCGUGGUCCCAUCAGCCAGGACAACGGGGAAGCUGCAGAAGGGAAGAGCGCCAGCCUCCUGACUUUCCUUGCCUGGUGGCACGGGUGGAUCUCCCAAGCCAGCUCCAGCGCCCUCAUCGGAGGGGAUACCAGCGAGGUGUCUAGGCGACAGGAAAGCCCACCUCUCCAGCAGCCCCCGCGCCGGGAUAAAAUGCCCUGCAAGAACUUCUUCUGGAAAACCUUCUCCUCUUGCAAGUAACCCCGCCCUGGCCACCCCUGGAA